AUGAAUACUUUUUCGCAUGUUCCCCCUGGCUUUCGGUUUCAUCCCACCGACGAAGAACUCGUGGAUUACUACCUUAGGAAAAAAAUUAACUCCAGGACAAUUGAAUUAGACGUCAUCAGAGACGUGGAUCUUUACAAAAUUGAGCCAUGGGAUCUUCAAGAGCUAUGCAGACUAGGUACAGAAGAACAAAACGAUUGGUAUUUCUUUAGUCAUAAAGAUAAGAAAUACCCAACAGGUUCCCGCACAAAUAGAGCUACUGCAGCUGGAUUUUGGAAGGCAACAGGAAGGGAUAAAGCGAUUUACUCGAAGCAUGAGUUGGUCGGGAUGAGAAAGACGUUGGUGUUUUAUAAAGGCCGAGCCCCUAAUGGACUAAAAUCGGAUUGGAUCAUGCACGAGUAUCGCCUUGAAACAGAUGAAAACGCAACCACGACACAGGCAAAAGGGUGGGUGGUAUGUAGGGUUUUCAAGAAACGACUACCCGCUAUGAUCAGGAGAGCAAGCGAGCAUGAACCAAUCUGGUACGAUGAUCAUCAAGUCUCAUUCAUGCCUGAAAUCGACUCACCAUCACAAAACAACACCCGAUCCAACUUGGGUAACACUGGUAAUUACCAAUACCCGUAUGGUUCUUGCAAGAAAGAACUAGAUUCACAGCUGCAAAAUUACCAGAUUACCCCAGGCCAUCGUCUCCCACUCCCUCAUCUAGAGAGUCCAAAACUUCUCCCAACCUGCAAUUCUUCAAUGCCCAUUAACUAUGGUAUCGACAUAAACCAACGAAGCAUCAAUCUAGAGCCUACCUUGUUCACUCAACACCAUAACAACAUCCAUCAACAACAUCAUCAAGACCAAAACUUUAAUGAUCAAAUGACGGAUUGGCGUGUUCUUGACAAGUUUGUUGCAUCACAAUUACUUAACGAAGGCGAUCAUGUUUCGAUCAAGGGAAAUCAUGAACAAGCCUACACAAAUGCAGAAGAAGAAAUAGUAUUGCAAGAAGAUGCAUCAAAUCCCAUCUCCAGUUGCCAAAUAGAUCUAUGGAAAUGA
This is a messenger RNA of Lactuca virosa, 1038 nucleotides long. Lineage: Eukaryota; Viridiplantae; Streptophyta; Magnoliopsida; Asterales; Asteraceae. The record is from the annotation of a GenBank genome assembly.